Pseudozyma hubeiensis SY62 is the source of this 1056-nucleotide messenger RNA. RefSeq names its product alpha/beta hydrolase fold. The record is from RefSeq and is a predicted model, not a curated record. The transcript has a single exon. Gene Ontology annotation, cellular component: cytoplasm. Lineage: Eukaryota; Fungi; Basidiomycota; Ustilaginomycetes; Ustilaginales; Ustilaginaceae. The coding region runs from base 1 to 1056 and encodes 351 amino acids. Gene Ontology annotation, molecular function: aminopeptidase activity. Gene Ontology annotation, biological process: proteolysis.
AUGUCGACCCAAGCAUCCGACAAGCCCAAGCUCGGGCUUCACGCUGCCGACGUCGUCGACUACAGCGAAGCCGCACGCUCUCUCAUCGGCUACAAGGACACGCUUCGUCAGCCUUACCCUCCCAUCGAACCGUUCGAGACCGGUCGUCUGGCCGUCGAUGAUCGUCACAUCAUCUUCUACGAAUGGAGCGGCAACCCCGACGGAUAUCCCAUUGUCUGCUUGCACGGUGGACCUGGUGGAGGAAUUUGGUCUGAAGAGCGACGCUGGUUUGAUCCCUCGCACUACCGCAUCCUCUGCUUCGAUCAACGCGGAGCUGGACAGUCUACACCCCAUGCCGAUCUAGUCGACAACACUACAUGGCAUCUCGUCUCGGACAUUGAAAAGCUUCGCGAGAAAUUCUCCAUCACCAAAUGGCACGUUUUCGGUGGUUCUUGGGGAUCCACUCUCUCCCUUGCCUACGCUCAAACCCAUCCCGAUCGGGUGAGCGCCCUCAUCCUUCGCGGAAUCUUCACCCUCCGCCACUCCGAACUGCAAUUCUUCUACCAAAACGGUGCCUCGCACAUCUUCCCCGAACAGUGGGACAUCUACCGAGACGGUAUCCCCGAAUCCGAACGUCAUGACUUCAUCACCGCCUACCACAAACGUCUCACCUCGGACGAUCCUUCCGUCCGUCUCGACGCAGCACGUCGUUGGAGCACCUGGGAAAACUCCACCUCGAAACUCUACGUAGACGCCAACAGCCUGGCAAAGGGCGAAGACGACGAUUGGUCCCUCGCCUUUGCCAGGAUCGAAAACCACUACUUCAUCAACAAAGGCUGGAUGCAAGACGGUCAGCUCCUGAUGAAGGAAAACAUCGACAAGAUCAGACAUAUCCCGGCGGCGAUUGUUCAGGGAAGAGUCGACUUUGUCUGCCCUGCAACGACUGCUUGGGAGCUUCACAAGGUCUGGCCAGAGGCAGAGUUCUUCAUGGUCCCCGAUGCGGGUCACUCGGCAAAAGAGCCAGGUCUCACAGAUAAAUUGGUCCAGACCACAGACAAGUUCCGCUCGAUCAAGUAG